Molecule: messenger RNA, 705 nt
Organism: Diatraea saccharalis (sugarcane borer)
Lineage: Eukaryota; Metazoa; Arthropoda; Insecta; Lepidoptera; Crambidae
Source: the annotation of a GenBank genome assembly
AUGUUCAGCGAAAACAAGUGGAAAGUGAUUUUGCUCGUCGCGGCGUCCGCCGCCGCGGUCGAGCCGACCCGCGCACUCAGCCUAGUCUACCAGAAACCUUAUAGGAACAUCAUGUUCGUGCCCAGGUACAGGAGGCGUGGUAGACAAUCCCGGGUGCUAUUUUUAGACGACGCCGAAAACCAUCAAAACUACGGGAAAGGGGAGAUCGAUUUGACGCUAAAUUCGAAAGUUAAAUUCGAUGAUAGCACCGAUUAUGAGUUCACUUCCCCCGAAAUCGAGUCGACCACGAAGACGGAAGAUUUGCCUUCUGGUAAUGAGAGAUUUUACGAGCCCAUACCACGUUUUAGACAGUUUCAGCCACCUCAGUACUAUCAAGGGAGGUAUGGGCGGCCUUAUGCUCCAAAUUUUGGAUUCGACCCAUAUCAGACUGUCGCACCGUUCGCUCCAGCGCUUCGGAACAGCUUUUAUGGCGGUUACAACGGGUGGAAGGCGAGAAGUCCUCGAGUGGUAUUUCCUUACGCGUCGGAUAGUGUUAAUUCCCUUGUGCACACGAACUCUCACGGAGGACCCGGGUUUGAUAAUGUGGUAUUCCGUGAACAAAACUUCGCCAAUGAAGUCGGAACCGAUGAGCAGAGUCUACAGGAUAUAAAUGGAGGAAGCGAUGCCUUCACGGAGAGAGGUGAGUGGUUAGAAAGGAGGUUAUAG